Actinia tenebrosa (Australian red waratah sea anemone) is the source of this 5104-nucleotide messenger RNA. RefSeq lists its product as uncharacterized. Lineage: Eukaryota; Metazoa; Cnidaria; Anthozoa; Actiniaria; Actiniidae. The record is from RefSeq and is a predicted model, not a curated record.
AACUUGUGCUUGGUGACAGUAGUCGUGCUUUUGGUUCUUAUUUUCUUUCAAACAUCUUGUCAUUUUGGUGGAUUUUCUCGCUCACACAGACUGUUUUCUGGUCAACUGAUACGUGGGUAUGCAAAUGGAUUCAAGUGACCAGGUAAAGAAAGACAAAAUGGAUUCAAAUGAAUUGGAGUCAGAUUGGUUUGGAUACGCAUGCAAAUCAGAAGAGAUUUUAUUUUAUUACAACAUUAAGACUGGAGAACACAGAUGGGCCACAGAUUCUUCUUGCCCAGAGAACACUAUACUCGGAGUACAGACCAAUCAUAUACCUCCAGAAUCAAAGGAACUGUGCGAUGUGGCUGUGCAGACUGAAGACUACGGCUGUGUUAAUCACUGUACCUCAAUGUAUGUUGACAAUGAAAGAGAAAUGGAAAAUAGAGAAAGCAAAAGCCAUGAAAUAGAAGUAGUGAACGAUAAUGUUACGAUUGAUGUCAAUGAGCAGAACACAUUGAAUAACGCUGAUGUUUACGAUAACCUUGAUGAAGAUAGUGAAGACUUUGAGAUGGAUGAGUCAUUAAGUUCCAUAAUUACUGAGAUGAAAGGAAGGAAGGAUGUUGUACAAAAUGUACAACCUCAGCAAAGAGAAAUGGAAACUAGAGAGAGGGAAAGCCAUGAAAUAAAAGAAGAAGUAACCAAUGGUGAUGCAAGUGAUGUCAAUGAGCAGAACACAUUCAAUAACACUGAUGUUGACGAUGACCUUGGUGAAGUUAGCGAAGACUUUGAGAUGAAUGAGUCAUUAAGUACCACGAAUGGAGGGAAGGAACUUCUACCAAAUGUACAACCUCAACAUCAAAGGAAUACCAACAUAUAUAACUGUGCUUACUGCAGUAGAACAUUUAAGUGGAAGGGUCAUCUUGACUUUCAUGUGUUACGAACACAUGCCUCUAAAAAGCCAUAUAACUGUUCGUAUUGUGACAAAGCAUUUGCAAAGAAAAGUGAUCUUGCUCGUCAUCUACGAACACAUACCGGUGAAAAGCCAUAUAAAUGUUCGUAUUGUGACAAAGAUUUUACGCGGAAAAGUAAGCUUGAAAACCAUCUACGAACACAUACUGGUGAAAAGCCAUUCGAAUGUUCGUAUUGUGAUAAGGCAUUUGUAGAGAAAAGUGGUCUUGUUCGUCAUCUACGAACACAUACCGGUGAAAAGCCAUAUGAAUGUUCGUAUUGUGAUAAAGGAUUUUCAAGGAAAGAUAAACUCGGUUGUCAUCUACAAACACAUACCGGUGAAAAGUCAUAUGAAUGUUCUUAUUGUAAAAAGGCAUUUGUACAGAAACGUGGUCUUGAUUCUCAUUUACAAACACAUACCAAUGAAAAGCCAUAUGAAUGUUCGUAUUGUGAUAAAGGAUUUUCAAGGAAAGAUAAACUUGGUCGUCAUCUACGAACACAUAUCGGUCAAAAGGCAUUCGAAUGUUCGUAUUGUGAUAAGGCAUUUAUAGAGAAAGGUGUGCUUAUUCGUCAUCUACGAACACAUACCGGUGAAAAGCCAUAUGAAUGUUCGUAUUGUGACAAGGCAUUUACACAGAAAGGUACUCUCGGUCGUCAUCUACAAACACAUACCGGUGAAAAGCCAUAUGAAUGUUCGUAUUGGGACAAGGCAUUUGCAGAGAAAGGUGUGCUUAUUCGUCAUCCACGAACACAUACCUGUGAAAAGCCAUAUGAAUGUUCAUAUUGUGCCAAGACAUUUGCAAGAAAAGAUACUCUUCUUGGUCAUCUGGGAACACAUACCGGUGAAAAACCAAAUGAAUGUUCAUAUUGUGCCAAGACAUUUGCAAGAAAAGAUACUCUCGUUGGUCAUUUACGAACACAUACCAAUGAAAAGCCAGCUAAAAUGGAGUCACAUGUCCAUAUAAAGAGAGAAGAAAGGGAUUCAGAUGAAAUGGAUUUUUUGUCUUAUGACAACAUCGCCAGUUGGCAUGAAGAUCCUUCUACCUCUGAGAACACCGUACUCAGAGUACAGACCAGUGAUGUACCUCCAGAAUCAAAGGAACUGUGUAGUGUGGCUACACAGACUGAAGACUACGGCUGUGUUAAUCAUUGUACUUCAAUGUAUUUUGAAAAUAAAAGAGAUAUGGAAAAUAGAGAAAGCAAAAGCCAUGAAAUAGAAGAAGUAAGCGAUGAUGAUGCAAAUGAUGUCAAUGAGCAGAACACAUUGAAUAACACUGAUGUUGACGAUAACCUUGAUGAAGUUAGUGAAGACUUUGAGAUUAAUGAGUCAUUGAGUACCAUAAUUACUGAGAUGAAAGGAAGGAAGGAUGUUGUACAAAAUAUACAACUUCAGCAAAGAGAAAUGGAAACUAGAGAAAGUGAAAGUAUUGAAAUAAAAAAAGAAGUAGUGGAUGGUGAUACGAUCGAUGUCAAUGAGCAGAACCUAUUGAAUAACACUGAUGUUGAAAGUAACUUUGAUGAAGUUAAUGAAGAGAUGGAUGAGUCAUUAAGUUCCAUGAAAGGAAUUAGGAAGGGACUUCUACCAAAUGUACAACCUCAGCAACAAAGGAAUACCAACAUACAUAACUGUCCUUAUUGCAGUAGAACAUUUAACUGGAAAAGUUAUCUUGAUGUUCAUGUUCGAACGCAUACCGGUGAAAAGCCAUAUGAAUGUUCGUAUUGUGACAAGGCAUUUGCACGAAAAGGUACUCUCGAUCGUCAUCUACGACGAACACAUACCGUCAAAAAGCCAUAUAAAUGUGCGUAUCGUGAUAAGGCAUUUAAAGGCAAACGCAAGCUUAAACUGCAUACCCUAAGAACACAUACCAGUAAAAAAACAUAUAAAUGUUCGUAUUGUGACAAGGCAUUUGCACGGAAAGGUGGUCUUCAUUGUCAUCUACGAAAACAUACCGGUGAAAAGCCAUAUGAAUGUUCGUAUUGUAACAAGGCAUUUGCACAGAAAGGUGGUCUUGAUCGUCAUCUACGAACACAUACCUGUGAAAAGCCAUAUGAAUGUUCGUAUUGUGACAAGGCAUUUGCACAGAAAGGUGGUCUCGAUACUCAUCUACGAAAACAUACCGGAGAAAAGCCAUAUGAAUGUUCGUAUUGUGAAAAGGUAUUUACUACGAGAACGUUUUUGAAAAUCCAUAUAAGAACACAUACCGAUGAAAAGCCAUAUGAAUGUUCGUAUUGUGACAAGGCAUUUACACAGAAAGGUACUCUCGGUCGUCAUCUACGAACACAUACCGGUGAAAAGCCAUAUGAAUGUCCGCAUUGCAAAAAGGCAUUUCCACAGAAAAGCGACCUCAAGGUUCAUUUGCGAGCACAUACCGGUGAAAAGCCAUAUGAAUGUUCGUAUUGUGACAAAGCAUUUUCACAGAAAGGAGGUCUCGAUAGUCAUCUACGAACACAUACCGGUGAAAAGCCAUAUGAAUGUUCGCAUUGUGACAAAGCAUUUUCACAGAAAUCUGGUCUCGAUACUCAUCUACGAUCACAUACCGGUCRAAAGCCAUAUGAAUGUUCGUAUUGCGCAAAGGCAUUUGCACAGAAAGAAAAUCUCAAGCUUCAUUUGCGAACACAUACCUGUGAAAAGCCAUAUGAAUGUUCGUAUUGUGACAAAGUAUUUGUACUGAAAGGUGAUCUUGAUACUCAUCUACGAACACAUACCGGUGAAAAGCCAUAUGAAUGUUCGUAUUGCAAAAAGGCAUUUCCACAGAAAAGAGCCCUCAAGGUUCAUCUGCGAACACAUACCGGUAAAAAGCCAUAUGAAUGUUCGUAUUGUGGCAGGACGUUUGCACAAAAACGUACUCACGACCGUCAUUUACGAACACAUACCAAUGAAAAGCCAUAUGAAUGUUCGUAUUGUGGCAAGGUAUUUGCACGAAAAGAUACUCUCGAUAGGCAUAUACGAACACAUACCGGUGAAAAAACAUAUGGAUGUUCGUAUUGCGAAAAGGCAUUUUCGCAGAAAAAUGAUCUCGAGGUUCAUUUGCGAACACAUACCGGGAAGCCAUAUGAAUGUUCGUAUUGGGACAAAGCAUUUGUACAGAAAGGUGGUCUUGAUACUCAUCUACGAACACAUACCGGUGAAAAGCCAUUUGAAUGUUGGUAUUGUGGCAAGGUAUUUGAGAAAGAUACUCUCGCUAGACAUCUACGAACACAUACCGGUCAAAAGCCAUAUAAAUGUUCGCACUGUGAAAAGGCAUUUGAACACAAAAGUGCUCUGGUUCGUCAUCUACGAACACAUACCGGUGAAAAGCCAUAUAAAUACUCUAAUUGUGACAAGGCAUUUACAACGAAAUCUUCCCUUAAAAUGCAUCUACGUACCCAUACCCGUGACAAGAAAUAUAAAUGCUCGUAUUGUGACAAAGGAUUUACAAUCAACUGGGACUUACAUGUUCAUUUACGAACACAUGAUAAUGAUAACACGUGACAACUAUUUGGGCACGUAGUAUAGCAUGACGAACGUUAACUUUAAUAUUGUAAUAUAAUUAUGGAAAUCACUAAAGUGGUAAAACAUCUGUUCGAAUGCAUGUCUCGCGGCGGUAGAUUUGUUUGCCACGUGAUGAGAUUUUUGUGUAGCACGUGAGGAUAAAACUGUCUGGAGUAAGUGAUCGUAGCUCUUGUUACACUCGUAAAAAGAAGUACCGGUCUUGUCGAAAAUCUUCAGUUUGAACGGAUCAACUUAGUGCAUGUAGUCCAGAUAAUCGUGGCAAUAGUUCAAGUUUGCAUUAGUGAACUUAUCUUAACGUUUCUGCUUGAUCAUCCGCUUUGAAGCCCAUAAUACAAGUACCAUAAUUACUAGGAUGAAAGGAAGGAAGGAAGGAAGGAUGUUGUACAAAAUGUACAACCUCAGCAAAGAGAAAUGGAAAAUAGAGAAAGUGAAAGUAUUGAAAUAAAAGAAGAAGUAACCAAUGGUGAUGCAAGUGAUGUCAAUGAGCAGAACACAUUGAAUAACACUGAUGUUCACGAUAACCUUGAUGAAGAUAAUGAACACCUUGAGAUGGAUGAGUCAUCGAGUACCAUAAUUACUGAGGUGAAAGGAAGGAAGGAACUUCUACCAAAUGUACAACCUCAGCACAAAAGGAAUACCAACAUUCAUAACUGAGCUUAUUGCAGUAAAACAAUUAAGUGGAAA